Messenger RNA from Camellia sinensis, 973 nucleotides. Lineage: Eukaryota; Viridiplantae; Streptophyta; Magnoliopsida; Ericales; Theaceae. The record is from RefSeq and is a predicted model, not a curated record.
UCAUCAUCCUCACUUUCACAGAGAACUCUCUCUCACUUCACCUUCAGACUGUACUUCCAGAAAUUGCUGUGUCUCUGCCUCUGUCUCUGUCUGUGUCUCCCUCUCUCCACUCCUUAAAUAACCCUUACUCCAUCCUAGCACUUUCUCAAACCAAAAAAAAUCUAGGGUUUCAAUUCCACUACCUCUCUCAUUCAGCUCAAUUUCACAGACAUUCUUAAUUAUGUUUGUGUUUGUAUUUUGAAUGAGUUGCUGAAAUGGAUCCUCCGAUAAUCAACGAGGCUUCGUUCUCGGCAGCAAACCCUUCGUCGUACAGUUUAGCUGAGAUUUGGCCGUUUCCGAUCAAUGGCGAGCUGAGCCGUGGAGGAGGAGGGUUAGGGUUGAGGAUGUGUAACUUCGGCGCAUUCGCAGAGGCCAACUCGAACCGUGACGUCUCCGUUGACGAAUCGACGGUUACGGAGCAGAGCGGCGGCGGGAGGAAGCGGAGGGAUGCGAAUUCGGAGGAGGAUGAGUCAUCGAAGCUCGUGUCCACCAGUAGUGCCAAGGAUUUGCUAGGGGCAGCAACAUUUGACUCGACUGGAAUGCUUUUGGGAUCACAAGCAACAAGGGAAUAUAUGCAAGGAUCGCAACCUGAAUGGCUUCACAUGCAGGUUGGUAGUAGCUUUGACAGAGAAACGUGAUAUGAAAACUAGGGAAUCAAGCAGCAUAUUAGUCAUCCAUUUCACUCAUCAUCUUUAAUCAAAGAUGAGUUUUAUUAAUGGUUUCCACAUCAUAGUGCAGUGAGUUUUUUCUCUACCUAUGACACAUUCUUAAAUUUGUAAUCAGAAGAAAUACCAUAUUUUGUGUAGAAAAUUGCUGUCUUCAUUCUGUAUCAUCUAACUUAUUAAUUUACUGUAAUUCAUUGUAUUGGUUCUGAACAGUUUGUUAGGGUGAUUGUACUACUUGAAAUUUAUAUAAUCAGAGGACUGUUUCCUAA